AUGGAAUGUUUAAGGUUAUUACAAAGCCUAGAUUUACUAGGUUAUGCAGGAGUGUGCGUAAGCGCCGAACGGUCCCAACUUCUGCAAAAUUCACUGCUGAUCCUGCAACAGGAAAAUCAUUUCCGAAAAUGCUACUAUUGGGGCAGGAUCGAUGGAAUCGAGAAUGAUUAUUACAUCGCUUACGGUUAUGAGAAGGACUGCUUGAAUGGUCAAGUAUAUUUUUACAGCAUCAACUGUGUAGACUGGUUUUUAAUGCCAAAGCCCAACGAAUGCGGUCAAUUUUUGGCACCAUUGGCGAUAAACAAAUUUCAAGGCGAUACGUCCAUAGUGACUAACGUUUAUAAAGCCAAUCCUCCAUUUCCUGCAAAUCAAGAUCCAAAAACUGUGUACAAGAAGGGCGUUAUUCCGCGAGAAUUGAAGGAAGAAGAUCGGUUAUCGGCGAUCGUCGAAUUGAUCAAUACGGACGCUAUGGUCGUCCCUCGAGGAGGAUGGUUCAAAUCCCCAAAUGGAGAUAUAAUCGAGAAUCCAGGAUUUGAGGGCUUAUCGCAAUCAGAAUGUCUAUACCUGAAAUCCUUCCAACACGCACGCCUUCCCCAACAGAAAUGGAACACUAAUUUAUUAACCAGGCCAGAUUACAACUACUCCUUUGAUUUCCUUGACACCAUUGACACGGAUGUUCCCGAAGGAUGCUGGAAUCUGCAGUUCUACCUAGGAGGACGUUUAGCCGUUUUGUGCAGCUUAUACUGGCCCGGGAUGGCAUUCUACCACAAAAUAGAUUCCCCUCAUUACGGGUCCCUAUACAUCGGAAACGGGAAAAAGAAUAUGGACGUGCCCUUCAUGCUGUGACUUUUCUCGUUCCUCAGAAAAUGUAACGCCGACAUCACCGGGAAAUAACUUAAGAGGAGAUUUCUAAAUUGAUCUAUUAUAC
This is a messenger RNA of Orussus abietinus, 928 nucleotides long. RefSeq names its product radial spoke head protein 9 homolog (gene Rsph9). Bases 1 to 846 code for a protein of 281 amino acids. Gene Ontology annotation, cellular component: radial spoke; axoneme. The record is from RefSeq and is a predicted model, not a curated record. Gene Ontology annotation, biological process: cilium movement involved in cell motility; motile cilium assembly; axoneme assembly. NCBI's taxonomy places the organism in Eukaryota, Metazoa, Arthropoda, Insecta, Hymenoptera, Orussidae. The transcript is spliced from 4 exons.